CGGAACAAUACCGGGAUUCUGUACCGGGACAAUCCCGGGAUUCUGUACCGGGACAAUCCCGGGCUCUGUACCGGGACAAUCCCGGGCUCUGUACCGGGACAAUCCCGGGAUUCUGUACCGGGACAAUCUCGUGAUUCUGCACCGGGACAAUCUCGUGAUUCUGCACCGGGACAAUCCCGGGAUUCUGUACCAGGACAGUCCCGGGAUUCUGUACCGGGACAAUCCCGGGCUCUGUACCGGGACAAUCCCGGGAUUCUGUACCGGGAGCCCGCGGGACGUGCCGGCUUCCCGCCAAACCGCCGCCUCGUUUGCAUAACCCCGCCCAUUUUGCAACCCUCGCCUUCCCUUAUUUGCAUAAUCCCGCCUCUUAAUUUGCAUCUCCGCGCGUGCCGCGUCACCCCGGCAACGGCGCCGCGGGUUCGAGCCCGGCCGGGUCCCGCUGUCCCCGCUGUCCCCUCGCUGUCCCCUCACUGUCCCCUCGCUGUCUCCCGGCCAUGCUGCGUGACCAGGACACCGAGGCGGAUUUCCAGCGCUUCCUGCGCCGUGUGGACGAUGUCACCAAUUUGCUGCAAGGGCUGAGCUCCCCGGACGGGGCAGUCAGGGACAAAGCCAUUGCUGAGACAGAGAAAAGGCUCCAGGAGCAGGGAGGCAGCCGGGAGGAGGAGGAGGAGGAGGAGAGCAGGACCACGCUCAACAGAACCCUCAUCAACACCUCUGGCUCGGCGAGGGCAGAGGCAGUGGAUGCAGGUGGAUUCCUGGCAGCUCUGGAGAAGGAUGCCAAGGAGCGAGCCCAGAGGAGGAGGAGGAAUGAGCAGCUGGCAAAUGCCCUGAAGGAGCAGGGGAACGAAGCCUUCAGGGCAGGAGACUUUGCCCUGGCCAUCCAGAGGUACUCCCAGGGGCUGGACAGGCUCAGGGACAAGCAGGAGCUCUACACAAACAGGGCACAGGCCUACCUGAAGCUCCAUGAGUAUGAGAAAGCCAUCAGUGACUGUGAGUGGGCAUUAAAGUGCAAUAAAAACUGCAUUAAAGCCUAUUUCCUCAUGGGGAAAGCUCACCUGGCCCUGCAGCACUUCCCUGAGAGCAGGCAGUGCUAUGAGAAGAUGCUGCAGAUUGACCCCCAAAAGGAAAACCUGUUUAAAGAGUGUGUGGAGGAGGCCAGGCUGGAGGAGAAGAGGCUGAGAGAGGAGCAGGGAGCAGAGAGGGUAGCCCAGGCUGGGAGUGCUGCUGCUGCCUCCAUCCAGGAGCUGCUGCAGAGGAUCAGCAGCCCUGGCCAGCACCUGCUGUAUUACACUGGGGCCAUCAGGCUGCUGGCAGAGGCUGUGAGCUCUGGCUCUGGGCAAACAUUCUUCAGGACAAACAAUGGCUUCAGUAUCCUCAGGAACGAGACUGUCAGAGGGGCCUUCUGUGCAGAGAGCAGAAGCCCAGCUGAGGUGGAGCUGUGUGUUUCCCUCCUGCUGCUGUGGAGAGCUGCCUGUGCUGGCAAUGAAGAGAACCAGAAGCUGCUGCUGGCCCAGCCUGCAGUGAGUGCCCAGCUGGCAGAGCUGCUCUGCUCUGGCACCCCCCAGAUCCACAGGGACACCCUGGCUCUGAUUUCCCUCUUCUCAGAGCACCAGAGGGGCCGGAGGCUGCUGCUCAGGCAGGACCUGAGCAGAUGGUUGCAGAUUUUGCUGGCAUUUGUCAAGUGCACUGAUGCAAGGGCUGACAGUGCCAUGAACAUCCUGUCUGACUUAGCUGGGGAGCAAAGGUUCCAAGCCCAGUGUCAGGCAAAGUUUUCCACAGAUGUUUUACCUUUAUUCACCCAGUUGCUGGUGUGUGCCAGGCAGGUGAAGCAGGCAGCCCUGGCCCGUGCUGUGGCCGUGCUGGGCAGUCUGUGUGCAGAUGUGGGGCUGAGGGCACAGCUGGCUCAGAGCAGGGAGUGCUGGCAGGGCUGCCUGCAGCUGCUGGAUGGGUGCCCUGCUGGCAGCAGCCCUGGGUACCUGCAGUGUGUGUUUGCAGUGCUGGGGCUGAUGAUGAACCUGCUGCUCGAGUCCAACAGCACCAUCCAGGACUUAGCUGUGCCCAUCAGUGGCCGGUGCCUGGCUCUGCUCAGCCACCAGGACGGGAGGAUUGUCACCAGAGCCAUUGGGGUGCUGAGCCGUGUCCUGCCAGCGUCCCCCUCAGCAGUGGAGGAGGUGCUGAGAGGGGGAGUGGUGAAGAAAAUGCUCAAAUUCUUGAAAGCUGGAGGACAGCUCACCUGCAGCUAUGCCAUAAAAACCCUUGCCAGCUGCACCCAGAGCAGCAGGAGGGCUCAGGAGGAGCUGCUGAAGUGGGAUAAGAGGUUCCAGGUGCUGCUGAGGCUGCUGGAGGCAGGGGAUGAGCUGCUGGUGGGCAAUGCAGCUUUCUGCCUCAGCCAGUGCCUGCAGGUGCCCGGGGCAGCCUCAGCCCUGCUGGGCUCCAGCGUGGUGCAGCUGCUGCUCAGGCAGGCAGGGGGAGAUGCUCGGAGGAGCUCUGUGCAGCAGAACUCAGCCAUUGCCCUGGGCAGGCUCUGCGUGGCUGAGCCGAGGCACCUGCAGCAGCUGAGGAAGCUCAAUGGCUUGGCCAUCCUGAACUCCUGCAUGAAAUACCUGCCCAGCUGAACUCUCCAGAACCUUCCACAAGUGCCCUUCACUUACUGUUGAGUUUUCUUUGCUUUAAUAAAAUUAGUUCAAAGCACAUCAA
Molecule: messenger RNA, 2697 nt
Organism: Catharus ustulatus (Swainson's thrush)
Lineage: Eukaryota; Metazoa; Chordata; Aves; Passeriformes; Turdidae
Gene: TTC12
Product: tetratricopeptide repeat domain 12
Exons: 21
Coding region: 495-2615 (706 amino acids)
Molecular function (GO): protein binding
Source: RefSeq, a predicted model, not a curated record